GAGCCCGCCUCCCGCUCGCGAAAGCAAGGUGGGUUGGCCCCGGCCGGGCGCUUUUAGCCCUCCCGCCGUUGCCAUACUGCUGCUGCUGCAAGCCAAAGCCAGGCACCCGGGGUCUCCACCAUGGAGCGCAGCUCGGCCGCCGUGGGUGCCGUGAGGCGCCUCCGCACGCAUCCUGCUCAGCAGCAGCAGCAGCAGCAGCACCCUCGCCCAAACCAGCAGCAGCAGCCGCCGUGGCGCCCGGACCAGGAGCCCGACGGACUGGACGGGAAGAAGCCGGCGGGCAGCCGGGGAGGAGGAGGAGCGAGGGGCCUCCCGCUGCUGCCGGAGGCGCGCACGGCCCUGCUGCUGCUGCUCUACUUGCUGGCGCUGCGCGGGAUCGCGCACCUCUCCCUGCGGAGGCUGGUGCAGCCGGCGGAGCGCCGCCCCGGCGAGGAUUUCAGCGCCCCGCGCGCCAGGUAACCGCAGGUAGCGGCGGCUCUUGCGCGCGCUUGCCGGGUCCCAGGUCCCUUCUUCCGUGGUCAAGAGUGGGGUGCGUGGGUGGGAAGGGUUCAGAGACAGAUCCCCCUCCAAAAAUCAAGUACCGUAUUUUUCGCUCUAUAAGAUACACCAGACCACAAGACGCACCUAGUUUUUGGAGGAGGAAAAAAUGAAAAAAAAUAUUCUGAAUCUCAGAAGCCAGAACAGCAAGAGGGAUCGCUGCGCAGUGAAAGCAGCAAUCCCUCUUGCUGUUCUGGCUUCUGGGAUAGCUGCGCUGCCUGCAUUCACUCCAUAAGACGCACACACAUUUCCCCUUACUUUUUAGGAGGGAAAAAGUGAGUCUUAUAGAGCAAAAAAUACGGUACAUAACUAACUGAAGUUCUGGCCCCCACUCCAACGUAAAGCCUGCCCGCCCCCUCGAACGUGAAUCCUAGCUACACCCGUGGUCCCUUCCCCCGUCCUCGCUGCGCACCUGCAUCGCUGGGAGAGGGAGACAUGGGCGUCGCCGGGGAGCGGGGAAGACGGAGCCACAAUGCUAUUGAAAAGCAUUGAAAGUACACAAUGAUCUGAGGUCCUGUGUCCCCCGCCUCCCAGCAGAAGCCCCCCCCCCAUGUCCUCAACAACUUUGGAGGAUCCCCUAAAAAAAGCUUUGGCUGCCCCCCUCCCCAACAAAAACAUUGGCUCUGCCCAUGGAGAGAGAGGUGGAAUGUUCUCCUCUGGGAGGGCCAACUUGGCCCCACACCCAUGGGUUCCCAGGGCUAUGGGUUCCAUACAGUGUCUGGCCCCGGGGUGUUGUCUCCUAUGCCCUCCUCCUGGAUUAAUGUACUGAUGUACCCUGAUGUACUUUGAAUCUGAUCUAGGUAGGAGUUUCAAACGUUGUGUCAUUGUGUUCCCUAUGUCCUUUUUGAUUGUAGUAGCUAGCAAUAAAGGAUAGCUGCUGGGCCUGUGUACAUGGGGGCGUGUUAUACAUGGAAAAAUACAGUAUGUCUUUUUUAGCUAUUAAGGUGCCUUUAAUGUAUAGGUAGGAACGAACAGGGAGCACUCGUGUUUUCAGAAUCUCUGUGGUUUAAUUGAACUGUGGCAAAGCCCCAGAAAUGAUUUCUGUAAUAACAGUAAUUUUAUUAUUUAUAUCCCGUCCGUCUGGCUGGGUUUCCCAAGCCACUCUGAACAGCUUCCAAACAUAUGUUAAAACAUAAUAAAUAAUCAAACAUUAAAAACCUCCCAAUACAAGGCUGCCUUCAGAUGUCUUCUGAAAGUCAAAUAGUUUUUUAUUUCCUUGACAUCUGAUGAGAGGGCGUUCCACAGGGAGGUGCCACCGACAAGAAGACCCUCUGCCUGGUUUCCUGUAACUUUGCUUCUCACAGUGAGGGAACUGCCAGAAGGCCUUCGGAGCUGGACCUCAUUGUCUGGGCUGAACGAUGGGGGUGGAGAUGCUCCUUCAGGUAUACUUGACCAAGGCUGUUUAGGGCUUUAAAGGUCAGCACCAACACUUUGAAUUGUGCUCAGGAACAUACUGGGAGCCAGUGUAGAUCCUUUAGGACUGGUGUUAUAUGGUCUCGGCGGCCGCUCCAAGUCACCAGUCUAGCUGCCGCAUUCUGGAUUAGUUGUAGUUUCUGAGUCACCUUCAAAGGUAGCCCCACAAAGAACGCAUUGCAGUAGUCCAAGUGGGAGAUAAUCAGGGCAUGCACCACUCUGGCGAGACAGUCUGCGGGCAUACCAGAUGGAGCUGGUAGACAGCUGCCUUGGACUCAGAAUUGACCUGUGCUUCUAUGGACAGCUGUGAGUCCAAAAUGAUUCCCAGGCUGCACACCUGGCCCUUCAGGGGCACAGUUACCCCAUUCACACCCAGGAUCAGUUGCCCCAAAACAGUACUUCUGCAGGGAUGUCUUGACUUUCCAAGUCUGGCAAUGGGCCGUGAGGAGUUUGGGGUUGUGGGGGUCCUCAACUUUGGAGGGACUUUGAAACAUGCUUUUAAAUACCACAUGGAGUUCAGUGUGGAUUAUGGAAAAGGGGCUGAUCUGUCGAGAAGGGACAAAAAUACUGUCAAGUUGGAGUUUCCAUGAGUGAAAGGACGAGGAGACAAAGUAAAGUACAGGUAUAAAUAUGAAGAAGAUCUGCGGAAGGGACAUGGAAGAGACUUGAGGGCCUCGGACAUAAGAUUACCAGGUUAAUGAGCUAAAUGGAUGAGACAGAAAGGACUGACAAAACCCGGGACCAGGAGGAAGAGACGUUGGAGGAAGAUUGGAAGAAAGUUUUUUAAAAAAUUUCUAUUUAGGAUUGUUUUGUAAAAUUAAUGAGUAUUAGAAAAAAUGUUGGAACGAAACUAUUUGGCUUUAGCAGAAAUGUUAAAAAGAACUAUGCAAGAAUAUGUUAUGGUUAUGAGAAAUUGGUAUAAAUAAGAUUUAAGUUUUAAGUUUUAGGGUCUUUUAUAGUAAGAUAAGGUUAAAAUAGAUUAAGGUAAUUUAAUGACAGAAUAUUAUGAAAAAUGGGAAGGAUUUGCUGUUAUAAUUAUUAACUGGAAUACAAAAAGGGAGGUUUGAGGAGGUCGAUGAAAUAAGGCAAUGACAGUUAAGGAUUUGGGAAUAUUGGAUCUGUUUUUAAUUGUUUGUGGUUUACUUUUGUUUUUUGGAUUUUGAUGUGUUUUGUCUUUUUUUUUUUAAAUUAUUUUUAUUGAUUUGUAUGGUUUGACUGCUGUUUGCUUUUCCCUUGUUUUUCUUCUUCUUUGUUUCUUUGUUUUUUUUCCCUAACUUUAAAAUGCUUAAUAAAUAUCAUUUCAAAACAGUACUUCUGUCUUGUCAGUAUUCUGUUAGCCACCAUCCGUCUUCCAGCUGCCUCCAGACACACAUAUAAGACGUUCACUGCCUUCACUGGUUCCAAUUUAAAGGAGAGGUAGAGCUGGGUAUCAUCCGCAUACUGAUGAACACCCAGCCCAAACCCUGUAUGAUCUCUCCCAGUGGCUUCAUAUAGAUGUUAAAAAGCAUGGCAGAGAGGACGGAUCCCUGAGGCACCCCACAAGUGAGCGCCUAGGGGUCUGAACGCUCCCAACACCAGGGCUAGGAUGUAUGAGGUUAGUGGACAACCACAGCAGAAGAUAAAUUCCACUGCAUCUCUUGCUACCUGCUAACCCACGCCUUAAGAUCAAUGGAAGAGGCCUUCCUUUUGCCUCCAUCAGGGGCUGUUUGCUGUAUAACAGCAUGGAGCAAGCAAGGCCUUCUCUGCUAUGGCCCCCUGUAUGUUAAGCUCCCUCCCAUUAGACCUGUGGUUGCCUACAGCUUUCAGAUGUCUGCUUAGGAUGUAGCUCCCCGCCUUCUCCUGCCUUCCUAUGGAAGUGGCUGGUCUAGUGACCGGCUGCUUUAUUAUUUUAUUAUAUUUAUUGUUUUAAGAUGCUGCUAAUGUUUACUGGUUUUAUGGUUUUCAUUUUAAUCCUUGUAGUGCAUUUAAUUUGAUGAAGCGUUGUAUACCACUAUAGUGGUACCUCUACUUAUGCGCACCUCUGGUUACGUAUCCUUCGGACACGUAUGCGGCAAACCUGGAAGUAUUUUUCCGGGUUUCCCGCAUGCGCAGAAGCGCUCUACUGUGCGCAUGCGCAGAACAGGCACCUUCGGUUUUGACAACCUCGGGAUCCGACCGGAGCUCCGGAACGGAUCCCUUCCGCAACCGGAGGUACUACUUUAUUGGAGUCGAAAGGUAUGUUAUAAAUACAAUGCGUAAUAUCUGAGGGGUCAUCACUGACUACCCAGAAGAUUUGGGAUGAAGCGGGCUGUACAGUGGUACCUCGGGUUACAGACGCUUCAGGUUACAGACUCCACUAACCCAGAAAUAUUACCUCAGAUUAAGAACUUUGCUUCAGGAUGAGAACAGAAAUCGUGCUCUGGCGGUGUGGCAGCAGUGGGAGGCCUCAUUAGCUAAAAUGGUGCUUCAGGUUAAGAACUGUUUCAGAUUAAGAAUGGACCUCCGGAACGAAUUAAGUACUUAACUCGAGGUACCACUGUAUCUCGCUUAGUUUGGGAGUUUUGCAGAAGUAGCAUGAGUCUUGCGUGUGUGGAGGAAUUGAGAAGGGAGCAGACAGGAUCGUGUGCGCCACUAUUUGGAGAGGAAAAGAAGCAGUACAAGAGCCUUUCACUACUUCCCCUUUGGCAAAAAAACAACAACUAGUCAGGCUGUAUUUCUUCCGGCUGGUUAGUCAUCCUAGCAAACGCUUCUGAGUAGGACAACUUGGGGGCAUAUUUCUGCUAGAACCUCUCCUUCCACAUUCAGAAGAUGUUAGAUAGCAGGUGCAUAUCUGUGCAGACAGUGUUAGAAACUCAGAUAUGUAAGCUGGGGCCAAAUGUCUCCUUAAACCAAGGUUGCAGUCUCCAAAAUGAAAUGUUUGUUUGCCAUUUUGGGACAAGACGGCUGUAAAGUCUUAUUUUUCAAAUGAUGGACUGACUGUGAUUGAUUAUCAGUUAGACAUCUGGCUAGCUCAGAAGACCUUGAGCUAGGUUAAGAACUUAAGAGAACUCCAAGAAGAAAAAUCACUUGAUCCAAGGACUGUCCACAUAUAUAUUAGCUUAUUCCGACCUCUUUUUCUUCCUGGUGACACGGAUUAUUCGUAAUGUAGGAAUAUUCUUCACAACGGUGAGCAGGGCAGUGGGACGGGGCGAGCGAAGCCAAGCUACAACAGUUGGCUGUAACGUCGUUCAGUCUCCUUCUCAGGCUGCACAGAAAAAGCGUUUUGGUUCCCAAAGUUCAUUCCAAUUGUGUGGAUAAAAUACAGUGGUACCUCGGGUUACAUACACUUCAGGUUACAUUCGCUUCAGGUUACAGACUCCGCUAACCCAGAAAUAGUGCUUCAGGUUAAGAACUUUGCUUCAGGAUGAGAACAGAAAUCGUGCUCCAGCGGUGCGGCAGCAGCAGGAGGCCCCAUUAUCUAAGGUGGUGCUUCAGGUUAAAAACAGUUUCAGGUUAAGUACGGACCUCCGGAACGAAUUAAGUACUUAACCUGAGGUACCACUGUAUAGCGGAUAGAAUUCUCCAUGGUGGGGUAUUAGUGUGUGAAAACGGUCCAGAUCCUGUGGUUCCUAUGGUUCCCAGGCAUGCAACUCCAAAUGGUGGAGAUCUUCACUUGGUCGCAAGUGGCCGAUAAGUCAGUUGAACAAUUUGCCUGCGCUUGGCUGGUUUCAGACUCUGACAGUGCAGGUAAAUAAGUUUUACUUGGGGUAUUUUGAGCCCAUUCAUGUUGAUCAUAGUUGAAAUAGAGUGAGGCAAAAAUCACAUUGUUAUUAGCCACUGUGGGUAGUUUGUGGGUAGUUCCUUUUAUAACCUGCUAAUCAGCCUCCAAAAAUAGAAAAAGCUGUUCUGGGAUAAAAACUGGCUUGUGUUACCACAAGGCUCGUAAUUAAUCAGAAAUAAAAAACAAGACUGAGAGCCAAGGGGAUAAUGAUGGGAGGAGGCAAUGGUUAGUGUAUAUUUCUAUUCCCAAGGCAGAUGACAAGCUGAAAAAAACAAUAAAACAGACAGUAAAGAUCACGCACGUAAUCACAGUCUAAUCCAGUACAAAAAAAAACAUAAUGAACGCAUAACUAUAAAAUAAACAACUUAUAUCAAACCAGCAGUUUACACUUAACAGCUUACAGUUUACACUUAACUGCUACAAUAAAGAAUUACUAAACAACAGUAAAAUAACAAGCAAUGUGUAAAAUAGCACAAAACAUACAAAACCUUGUAAAAGGAUCAAAUUGAGAGAUAAGGGUACACAACUUAUAAUUUAUUCUUUUUUUUAAAAAAAAAAAAAACCCUGAACUGUUGCUGUCCAAUCCAGUGCCUUGUUUCUGUUUUGGAAGGUAUUUAGCUUAAACUUCUGUGGUUUCCUUGUUCAGAGCAAAUCCAAAAUAUAGACACAUAGUUCUGGAGUUUAGACAGAGUUUCAGCUGAACUGGCUUUUAUUUAUUUAUUUAUUUACUUCAUAAAAACUUAUAUUAUUUCUUGGUUAUAGAAGAAACCUGCAAGUGGUUUACAAAGGCUGCUUUUCUGUAACAAUUCAGUAUUAGUAUAAACAAGGGAAAGUGUCCCAAUUUGUAUUUAAGGGUUCUGUCAUUCAUUUCAUUUUCAUUUUUUAAUUUGUAUUUCUAUCUUACAAUACUCAAGGCGGUUUACAAGCUGAAGAAACAAAAUCUACAUCUUAUAACAAUCUAAUGCAAUACAAAAAUGUGAUAAUAAAACAUAACUUUAAAAUAGGCAACCUCCAUCAAAAAAGUAACAUUCAACAAUCAUUAGAGUAGUAUAAAAUAAUAAUACAGUGGUGCCCCGCAAGACGAAUGCCUCGCAAGACGGAAAAACCGCUAGACGAAAGGGUUUUCCGUUUUGAAGUUGCUUCGCAGGACGAAUUCCCCUAUGGGCUUGCUUCGCAAGACGAAAAUAUCUUACGAGUCUUGAGAUUUUUUUCGCUUUCCCCCUUUAUCUAAUCUGCUAAGCCUUUAAUAGCCUUUAAUAGCCUUUUAGCAGCUAAUCCACUAAGCCUUUAAGCCUUUAAUAGCCGCUAAACCGCUAAUAGCGCUAAUAGCGCUAAUCCGUCAAUGGGCUUGCUUCGCAAGACGAAAAAACCGCUAGACGAAGACUCUCGCGGAACGGAUUAAUUUCGUCUUGCGAGGCACCACUGUAUCAACGUAUAAAAGUUAAACAGAAAUCCACUCAACAGUUACAGUAAUAUCUAAACUAUAAUCAAUAAAACAACGGCAAGCCACAGUACAUAAAACAAUACAAUACACAUUGAGAAGCAGAGGGUGGAGCAAGGCUUCUCUAACAUUUUCGCGUGGGACCCAUGGAAAUGAGUGUAACUGUAAGGAACGUGGUAUAGAAAAACAACUUUUAAAACAUUCUUAUCACCUCCUCGUCUCCCCAACACCAACAGUUUCCAUUCCUUCAGUCAAAUUUAGGAGAACCAUGUGCUGAAAGUCUGUGUCACUUGUUGCUUCAGUACUCUUGAACCAAUCUUGUGCAAAUUACUGCGAAUAAAUAUUUCAGAUUCCUAGGUGUACGCUCACAUUUCGGGCGACUUUUUGAAACCUGAUUACAGUGGUACCUCAGGUUACAUACGCUUCAGGUUACAUACGCUUCAGGUUACAGACUCCGCUAACCCAGAAAUAUUACCUUGGGUUAAGAACUUUGCUUUAGGAUGAGAACAGAAAUCGUGCUCUGGUGGCGCAGCGGCAGCAGGAGGCCCCAUUAGCUAAAGUGGUGCUUCAGGUUAAGAACAGUUUCAGGUUAAGAACGGACCUCUGAAACGAAUUAAGUACUUAACCCGAGGUACCACUGUAUUGAGUUUUAAAGCUGAGCUAAGAAGAACGCAUUGGAACUACUUUCUAGUGCUUGCAUUAUUUAAAUUUACCAGGAGGAAGUUCAUCACCUCUUUCAUCAAGUUUUAGGUAAAGUGAGCCUUGGAGUUCCUGUUUGUUAUUUUCUUAUCUCCUCCUGUUUGAUGUCAGGCUUUAUGGAACUUCCUUUUCCCCUUUUAUUUCGUACACAUGUAGCUCUUUGUAGUUUUUAGCAACAGAUCUCCCUUUGCACUUCAAACCUAAACCAAUUUAUUUAGAACUGGGUCAUAUUGAUUUCAGUAUAACACUUCCAAAUGCAUAUGUAUAGAAUUGCAGCCUUUGGCAGCGAUGCUCAUAAACUGCCCUAGUUUUAAGUCCUGCUGGUUUCAGCAGGACUUAGUUUCAAGCAACUUUAAUUUUCAAGGAAAAGCAGUGCGUUAAAUAUUUUGCAGUUUGGCGUGUACGACCUUGUGUAGCCAUCAAACAUAUGCAGGUAUGUUAUAGGUAGUAUCUGAAGCAAACACCUGAGAAACUGAAGUGCAAAUUAUUAUUUAUAUUCUAAUGGAACUCUCCCGGGUAAUGACUAUACACAUACAGGGUUGCUGUGUCAUUUGUGUUAUCUGUUAGAUUAUUUUUGGUUUUAAAAAGAAAUUGUCAGUUUUAAUGUAUUUAUGCAUGUGUAUAUGUUUUUUGCUUAAAAUGUUUUAAGACACUUUUGAGUUGCUAUGGCAAAAAAGUGACCAAUAAACAUAAAAAUAAAAACUUUUGAUUAAUAUUCAGAUAAUGCCCUGGGCAUUAAAUCAGAUGGUUAGUACGUUUCCGAGCACAAUUCAAAGUGUUGGUGCUGACCUUUAAAGCCCUAAACGGCCUUGGUCCUGUAUACCUGAAGGAACGUCUCCAUCCCCAUCCUUCAGCCCGGACAUUGAGAUCCAGCGCCGAGGGCCUUCUGGCGGUUCCCUCAUUGCGAGAAGUAAGGUUACAGGGAACCAGACAGAGGGCGUUCUCGGUAGUGGCGCCCGCCCUUCAGAUGUGAAGGAAAUAAAUAGCUAUCCUAUCUUUAAAAGACAUCUGUAGGCAGCCAUGUUCAGGGACGUUUUUAAUAUUUAACGCUGUAUUGUUUUUAAUACUUGAUUGGGAGCCGCCCAGAGUGGCUGGGGAAACUCAGCCAGAUGGGCGGGGUAUAAAUAAUAAAUUAUUAUUAUUAUUAUUAUAUUAGGGUGUGUUGUGUAUAUGGAAAGAUACAUAUGGUAUAUUUAACACAGAGUUGGACCUAGGUUACAUCCUCAGUUAAGUAUGAAACUCACUGGGUGGGCUUGAGGUAGUCCACAUUGGUGUGAGGAUAAAUAGAAUAACCCCACAUAGGCGGAAGAUUGCCAGAUUCCAGUGUUCAUGAAAUAUGAAUGGGUUUUUAAAAAAUCUCUGGGCAUAAUCACUGUAAACAUUGGGUGACAUCCAAGUUUUGUGUGAGCGGAUGUCUUCUUCUUCUUCUUCUUCUUCUUCUUCUUCUUCUUCUUCUUCUUCUUCUUCUCCCCCCAGCAACCUCUCCUACAGCCACAAGAUCUUCUCCAUAGAGUUGGCAGAGGAGAUUCUGGUGUGGGGACACAGGAGGCUAUGGGGCAGCCGAAGAAGAAAGGGAAGACCUAUUUGCUCAGGCAGGAAUCUGUUGCACAGUUGGGUGGGUGGUCAUCACUAGAUGUCCCCUCUUGUUCUUUUGAAGUAUUACAAUCAGUAACGUGCCCAUAUUUGUACUGCUAUUUAACAUAUUUCUAGCCUGUCUUCAGUGGUGCAUGGAGACUAAGCUGCUGAACGGACAUUUUGUUUUCCUCCUUUGGUAGUCAGUGGAACGUUAAGCCCCAUUUGCCCUGUCAGGGGUCAGCAAACUUUUCCAGCAGGGGGCCGGUCCACUGUCCCUCAGACCUUGUGGGGGGCCAGACUAUAUUUUGGAAAGAAAAAAAAGAGAAUGAAUUAUUAUGCCCCACAAAUAACCCAGAGAUGCAUUUUAAAUAAAAGGACACAUUCUACUCAUGUAAAAGCACGCUGAUUCCCGGACCGUCCGCGGGCCGUAUUUAGAAGGUGAUUGGGCCGGAUCCAGCCCCUGGGCCUUAGUUUGCCUACCUAAUAGCUUAAGGACUGUUCUUGCAAUUAUGUCAUUGUUCACACCAACAGAUCUAGCUUUCUUCUUCAAUGGCCUGCUCUAUUGCAGCUGAGUUUGCAUGCAUUUGUAAGUUUUAAGACAUUCUUCUAAUCUAAUGCCCUGUUAUGGUCUCCUACAGGACUUACCUAGAAAACAUUACUGCAAUUGGGCCCAGAGCAGUUGGAAGUCCGGAAAACGAAAUCUUCACAGUCAACUACCUCUUGGAACAAGUUAAAGCUAUUGAAACUCAAAGCAGUCAUGUCCAUACCAUCUCUGUCGAUAUACAGAGGCCCACAGGCACCUUCAGUAUUGAUUUUCUCGGAGGCUUUACCAGUUACUAUGACAACGUUACUAAUGUCGUGGUCAAGCUAGAACCCAGGACUGGAGCAGAGCAUUCAGUACUCUCCAACUGCCACUUUGACUCUGUACCACAUACUGUCGGUAGGUAACAUCAGAAAAAAAUUGUAUAAUGGGGGCAGGGGGGCUGCCACUUCGCAGGAAAUUUGUGUUUCCCCCUUUCUUUAAGAGGUGCACCCCAGCGAAGGCCCAGAUCUUUCUAUUCACUGUUUCUGGUGGAGAAAUUUCUAAGAAUUCUCCACAAAUGCAAUUUAUUAAGCUGGCCUAAAUAUUUUAUUUAAAGUUGCUUAUGCUUUGUAAAAGGGACGCAAGUGGUGCUGUGGUGUAAACCACUGAGACUAACGGCCAAGUGUCCCUUUACCUUUACCUUUUAUGCUUUGUAAGUCUUAGUUGUUGGGCUCUUUGUAGACACCGUCAGCUUCACAGCACGCUGAGAAUAUUUUUCCUUUUCAAAAGCUUAUAUUAAUGGGGUGAAUUUGUAUACAUUCCCCCCCCACACACACUUUUACUUUUUCUGCAGAUUUAAAAUUAGUUGUAAUUUACUGGUUAUCCAGCUUAACAUUUUAUAAAAGGCAAAAAACCUCUUACCUAAACGUAAUUUUGUUAACAAGACUUAACCUGCCUACAAAGGCUUAUCCCACAAACUUUUCUGAAUCUGGGUAAUGAAAUUUUUGCACAGUAGUUUUUUGUUUGUUUGCUUGUUUGUUUUAAAAAACCCUCAGUAGUUUUAUAAAACUAUUAAAAUGUCAAAGGCCAUCAUGGUUCAGAACUCUCUUGAUAAUUUUGUGCUUGAACACAGUCAUUUUCCUUUUGCUUUUUGAAAUGGUAACGAAAGGAAGGACUGCAUCUGUUUUUAUGCCAAGCGCUUUCAAACUCUCACAAUUGGCAAGGAGGGAGGAAAUUCUUCGUUUCGUUUCCAUAAUCCUCUUAGGGUGUUUUCAUGUAACAAUACAAGGUAGAAAGGAAACCUUUUUAAGGCGUUUUACUCAGAUGAGGUUUUAAAAAAUUGUGCAGCAGUUGUGCAUCAAUACACAUAAACUGAUUGCACUCUGUAUAUUUUCAUUUUAAGGAGCCAGCGAUGAUGCAGUCAGCUGUUCUGUGAUGCUUGAGAUACUGCACACUCUUUCUAAAUCACCCAAACCAUUGCAGCAUGCUGUCAUAUUCCUGUUUAAUGGUGCAGAAGAGAGUGUCUUGCAGGUAAGCGUGGAUUUAUGAAACAAUAAAAUCAAUGAAAAAUCAGAAAACAAAACAACUGCAUUUCUUUAUAGUAUUGGUUUAUAUUUUGCAUCUGAAGGUCCUCAGAGUGACUCAACAAUGUGUAUGAAAACAGUGAGAUUGGCUCCCACCUGAAGCCAGUCAGUGAAAAGAAUACAGGAUGGCAUUAGCAGCAUCAAUGUAUUAAAAAAGUUUUCAGAGGAGGGGCAGGAGAAGAAGCAGAGGAAGGGCAAAUGCAAGAGCCGCUUACUUUGGGUGCUGCCAUGUUUUGCAGUAGCUCUGGUGUCCUCUACAUACUGUUGGCACCAUAAAUCCCAAAUCCUUUCCCAGCAGUUUCGUGUAGAGCAGUGAUGUCCAAUCGGUCGACCGCAAUCGACAGGUAGAUUCUUGGGCGAUUGCGGGACCCUUAUCGAUCGCGGGAAGAAAAGUAAAGUAUUUUGAAUGUUUCUGACCCCUGCCUCCUCGCUCUGUCCCUACAUAGCGUCAUAAGGUCAAUCUUUUGUAGUCUGCUUUGCACGCAUGUUAGCGUUGCAGUUAAUUGUUAGCCUCCCCCCCCCCCAAGAAAAGUUGAAAAACUUUAAUAUAAAAAAUUGGAUUUAAGAAUUUUGGACAUGCUUCGGGUGAAGAAAGGGUAAUUAAUCUGCCAACUACAGCCACUGAGAUGCCAAGAGUGACGGGAGGAAGAAAGAUGACAUCAAAGAAUAAACUGGUAUGUGGAACGGAACGGAAAGGAGGGGGGAUAAAAGUUUUUCUUUUUCUACUACAAUAAUACCUAACAACCCCCCCCCCCCCAGAAGAACCGUCUACAUUACCUAUAGCAUUGGGAGAUUGGGAAAUAUAAACUGUGUGGAAAUAAUAACAUUAACUAAAGCCUUUGCUCUUUGAAAUACUUGGAAGAAGAUAAAAGACUCUCCUGUGACACGCUAUUUAAUCGGGAUCCGCCAUUGUGAAACAGACUGAGUUGCAGAGAUUAAUAUUCAUAGGGAGAGGCGAGCUCUUACUUUGUUAUUAUAUCUGUAUUUCAAGCCCGAUUUGGCAAACCUCCCCUGGAAAGACUAAUGUCUGGUGCAACCUGUCAGAGAAAAUUAAUGAGCAAACGCCUAGACUUUAUUUCAUCAGAACUGAGAGAAGAUGGCGUCUGCAACCAGAGAAGGACUUUUGGAUUGAAUCGGCAUAAAUACCAGCGUGUGAGGACAUACUGCAAAUAAAAGACUUACCAGCUGCAAAAAAAAAAAAAAGGAGAGUCAUACAAAGUUCACACAGAAGCAUAUUAUUGUUCACUUCAGCUCGCCUGUGGAAACAACUCAGAGGCUACGAAAGAAAGAAGGAUAACAGCAGGAAGUUUUAAAGAAGGAACUAUUGGAAACUCAAGGCAUUAGAACCUUGAAGCAUGGGAAGCCCCAACAAAAAUUUAUAAUUUGGCAAAAUAUUUGGACUUUAUGAUAUGUAUUUGUAUAAUUUGGAAUAUUUAAUGUGAUUUGAUUGAAUUGUUAAAAUGGAAAACUUAAUAGAAAUUAUUCUUUAAAAAAAAAAAAGAAAAGUUGAAAAACUUUGGCCUUCCCCCCUUAAAAAAGCUCAACAAUUAAUGCCCCCAUAAAAAAAGCUCGGGACACGGGUGGCGCUGUGGGUUAAACCACAGAGCCUAGGACUUGCCGAUCAGAAGGUCGGCGGUUCGAAUCCCCGUGACGGGGUGAGCUCCCAUUGUUCGGUCCCUGCUCCUGCCAACCUAGCAGUUCGAAAGCAUGUCAAAGUGCAAGUAGAUAAAUAGGUACCGCUCCGGCGGGAAGGUAAACGGCGUUUCCAUGUGCUGCUCUGGUUCGCCAGAAGCAGCUUAGUCAUGCUGGCCACAUGACCUGGAAGCUGUACGCUGGCCAAUAAAGCGAGAUGAGCGCCGCAACCCCAGAGUCGGUCACGACUGGACCUAAUGGUCAGGGGUCCCUUUACCUUUUUUAAAAAAGCUCAGGAACUCCUUUGGCCUUUAUCCCCCUAAAAAAAGCUCUGCAACUGUGGCCUUUCUCCCCUAAAAAAAGCUCAUGAACUCUGGGCAAUCCUUGCCUUCUACCCCCCCCCCCAGGCUCCUCCGUGCCUGGUUUAGAGCUUGAAAAGCUGCAAGCACUAUGGCACUGCAAUCUUGAGGGAAGGCACUGUUUUGCUUGUUACUGUACGCUGUGGGUGACUUUUGGGCUGAUGAGUAGGAUAAAAUGCUUUAAGUAAAUACCGUACUUUUCCGUCUAGUAAGACGCCCCCCUCUAUAAGACGCCCUCUAUUUUGGGGGGUUCAAAUUUAAGAAAAUGGGGGGGGAUUACCCAGGGUUGUUGAGCUUUUUUUAGGGGGGGGCUGCCGAAAAUCGCUCACCCGCACAUGUCACAAAAUCCGCCUCUCGUCUGUCCCGUUGCCCGCAGAAGCUGCCAAUCGUCUGCCCAACUGCUGGAGCAUCAGCCAAUCAGCACCACCCAUUAACGCAGCAACCAAUAACACAUCAGUAGCCUCUGCAGCAACCAGACCACCCAACCAGGGCAACCAAAGCAGUUUCUGUCCCCAAACAAGGCUGAAUUGAGGCAGAUUGAAAUGGAUCCAGAUAUUGAUGUUGUGCUUUAAAGGCUUGAGCAUUCCUAGGACCCAGCUAUGCAGCUGCAAAUAGAACGUUUUAAGUGUGUGUUAAGUGCACAUUGUACAAACGUGACACUAGAUGGCGAUGGGGAGCUUAUGGCAAAUUCAAACUAUUUUUCAAAACGCUUAAAGCGUUUUCAAUGCGAGGCCAAAAUUUGAUGCCCCCCCCCAGCCCUCUUGCUGCCUUCAAAAGGAAGCUCCAGCAGCCAAUCGGAAGGCACAGAAGCCCCGUCGGACAUUUUGCAGUUUAACUAGUUCUGUGUUCUUGCGACAAGUUAUUUCCUUGCCUUACAACACUGUCUCCUAACGUUUUGUGAGAACCAGAAUUGCUUUUGUGUGAUGAGACGCUGAUUCAAAUGUCUUGCCAUGUUUGACGUUUCUCGUUUUUGCUUCUCAUCAAGGCUAGUCAUGGCUUCAUUACUCAGCACCCCUGGGCUAAAUCAGUUAGAGCAUUUAUUAAUCUGGAGGCUGCUGGAGUAGGAGGGAAAGAACUUGUGUUUCAGACAGGUAAGAGGCUUAAUAUCCCCUAUCAUGUAUCCCCUAUCAUGCUUUCUUUUUUUUUAAUAAAACAAACAAUUCCAAAACAAAACUCUACUCGAAUACAACUGAUGCAGAAUCCAUUGUUGUUAUGUUUGAAAGGUUAUCAUAUAGUUGAACUUUCAUCGUGGCUCUGGCGAAAGCAAACAGGUGUAAGAUUAAAGGUGGGGAAAUCAGGUUUUUCCCCCACAGUCAGAAUAAUUGCUGACUGAAUUAGUUAUCCUUGUUCUUAAGUCAUCUGAUCUGAUAUUCAGAGAAGGUUAAUAUUAAACCGUUCAGCCCCUUGAUGUUCCAGCUAGCAUUUAAACUGGUUUGGCAACUCUAGAUUUUCUGUAUUAAAUGGGAACAUGUUUGAAAGAUCAGCAAAAGUGAAUGAAUUUCUUACAUAAGGCCUGUGUAAAAUGGCAGAAAUCGAGGCUGGAUCUAGGCGCUGCAAAUAAGCGUUUCGGUUUAAAGUUUUGUAAAUUUAAACAGGGAAAACAGGUAGAGAAAAACCGGGACUCCAUGUUGCCGCCUGGUGGCACAAUAUUAUCUCGCAAUACAACGCAUAUAAAUCGCUUUUUCUUUACCCGUCUAAACACUGGUCAUUGAUAGAGUUAGUGUCAAGUUCUAUUCAGUUCGUAUGCUUUUGGCCUGAAAAAUCCCCUCCUCCCCCUUUCUGUUAUAGCAGGAAUCUACUCCUACAUAGUAGAUAAACCUGCAGUUGCAGUUUUGUGUAUGCUUCUGCCUCGGGGUGAUUACAAGAAGUUUAAGUAUCAAAGGGUAACCUCUGCACAUGCUUAACUUUUUUCUGAGUCUCACUAAUAAUCUCUGUAUCUUUAACUGCAAUUUCAAGUAUUCUCUUCUCCUGCAUUAUUACAAGAACAAUGUAGGAGGCAUAUUUACCAGUAGCAAUUUGGUUUGGGAAGUUUGCCCGUGUUCCACUAUGUUAAUAUUUAUUGCUAUUCUUGCAAACACUGACUCAAAGAAUGACACAAAUAGAAUUCUAGACACUAGAAAUGCGUUCAUCUUUCCUCCUCUGCUAUUGGAUUAUUUUAUAUUGAUUGAAUUGUUUUUAUUGUUUGUUUAUUUGAAUGGAUGUAUGAUUGCUGACUGAACACUGUUGUUUAUUUUUAUUAUUACUGUUUCAGCUGAGCUUGUAAAGCUCUCUGGGGAAGGUUUUUAUGGAGAGAGAGAGAAAAAAUAGUCAAUGUAUCAAAACAUUGCUCCCAUCAGGCAACGAAACAAAAGAGCAAGUAGUUCGUUCAGAAGUACUUUUGCCUGUGUUUUUAGUUCCAGUAUUGCUAAAGAUAAAUGCAAAUAUCCCUGAAAUUUGGAUUACAAGGAAACAAUUUGAGCAUCGAUACAGUUCACAGUUGAUGGGGGGGGUGGGGUUGCAGCUAAAGGGGUUGGAUUCAGUUCAGCCCCUUCUUCAAAUAGCAGGACCUGGGGCUCCCUUGGGAGGAUAUAUAUUUAAUAAAAUAAAAAUGAAUAAAUAAAAUGUUUAUGGAAGAGGCAGAGAUCCAGUGGAAGCUUCUAUGCAAUUCCCGUCUCCAUCUGUUCCCAAUGGUCUCCCAACCCUCUGAAGCAGAAUUUUUUGGGGAAGCACAAAGGGGCUACAAUGGGAAGCGGCCGUUGUUCAACCCUUCCUCAAGGUCAAAGGUCUCUGGAUCCAGCACAAAUUACUUCCUGUAAAUCCAGAUUUCGGGACUAUUUGUAUUUGCCUUUAGCUAUGCUGGAACUAAAAACACAGGUGUCAUCGACGCAGUUUCUUGCUCUGCAUAAUAUCCCCACCUUACGGUUUCAACAUUAAGAUACGUGAAGGAGGUCCACGAAGGAAAUGUUUCCUGACCCAGAUUCCCCUGGCUAUGACCUCUGAAGACCUUCUCUGGAUAGUCAUCAUCACCACCACCACCACCAUUUAUUAUUUCUACCCUGCCCAUCUGGUUGGGUUUCCCCAGCCACUCUGGGCAUCUCCCAACAGAAUAUUAGAAACACGAUAAAACAUUAAACAUUAAAAGCUUCUCUAAACAGGGCUGCCUUCAGAUGUCUUCUAAAAGUCAGAUAGUUGUUUAUUUCCUUGGCAUCUGAUGGGAGGGCGUUCCACAGGGCAGGCGCCACCACCGAGAAGGCCCUCUGCCUGGUUCCCUGUAACUUCACUUCUCGCGGUGAGGGAACCGCCAGAAGGACCUCGGAGCAGAACAUUGGGGUGGAGAUGCUACUGAGCAAUAUGGGAUUGAGAGGUCCAGGUAAAUAAAUGUGGCUGUAUGAGUCAAGCCUGUGUCUUUGUGAUAGGUCAAGCUACAAAUCAAAUACAGAGCGCAAAUUUAAAACCGGGCAAUUCUUCAUUUUUGCAAUUGUUUCCUAAUUAUUCCAGGACCUGAAAACCCCUGGCUGGUGCAAGCAUAUAUCUCUGCUGCAAAGCACCCUUUUGGUUGUGUCGUGGCUCAGGAAGUGUUUCAGAGUGGCAUUAUCCCCGCAGAAACAGAUUUCCGCAUUUACAGAGAUUUCGGCAACGUUCCAGGUAUGUUGCUUGACCGUUUGGUUGGGCCUUUAUUUCUGCUUCCUUGUGUGUGCAGGAGAACGAAAGAAAGAAGGUAGAAAAGAUGGUUCUCUUUUGUGAGCUGUGCAAACAGAAACGUGUGAUCUGGAGCGUUACGGUGCAGGCUUAGCCGUCCAGCGCUCGAAAGAAUUUCAGGCAUUUCUUUCCUGGGGCGAUAUAACUAAUGGCAAAGGGGCACAGGGUGCACAGAUUUCGAAGCAACAGCAAUAAACUGCAACUUGAAAGCACUUAGAAUCUUGAUCCUGUUCCAGGACAAUCCAGACCCAUUCAGGGCAGUGGUGAGGUGUGAUUCUGUGCCAGAGCUGCUGCUGUAUCCAGAACCCUGUUGCUCGCACCAACCAGGGUGGAAGGCAGGGAGACAUCAGUCAAAUAAUGACAGUGGGGUCAACUCUGGCUCUAGUGGCUCUGCCACGGGGGACAGAAAUACUGGUGCCUCACUGCAGGCAGAGGCUGGCAGAGCUGGACAGAGGAACCAUCCAGUCAAUGCUCCCCCUUCAAUUUAAUAAUAAUAAUAAUAAUAAUAAUAAUUUAUUAUUUGUACCCCACCCAUCUGGCUGAGUUUCCCCAGCCACUCUGGGCGGCUUCCAACAAAGAUUAAAAAUACAUUGAAAUGUCACACAUUAAAAACGUCCCUGAACAGGGCUGCCUUCAGAUGUCUUCUAAAUGUCAGGCCGUUGUUUAUCUCUUUGACAUCUGGUAGGAGGGCGUUCCACAGGGCGGGGGCCACUAGCAAGAAGGCCCUCUGCCUGGUUCCCUGUAGCUCUGCUUCUCACAGUGAGGGAACUGCCAGAAGGCCCUCGGCGCUGGACCUCAGUGUCCGGGUAGAACGAUAGGGGUGGAGACGCUCCUUCAGGUAUAUCGCUAUAUCGUCAAAACUGGUUUGACGUCCGUAUCGUGAUAUCAGUUUCUUAAUUUUUGACCUGGCAAUAUAUUGCAAGUUAUGGUGCAUGUGUGCUAUGCAAAAAUCACAAUGCAGGGAAAACCGCGAAGCCAGCCAAGGCUUCUCUCGAUCCCUGCAGCCCCUGUUGAUCUCUGUGCCGGGCACAGGAGAAAUGAAGGGGGAGGCCAGAGGUCACAGGUGAACGUGCAAAUUUGCAUUUGGGGAAAGAGAUGGGUAUAUAAGCAAUUCAUUUCGUUUUGUGGAAAGUUAUUUGGUUUAGUUAAAUAACACCUUGGCUAUUUUUUAGUUUGAUCACAUUACCAUUAAAUUAUAUCAACAGGGAUAGACCUGGCUUUCAUUGAAAAUGGUUACAUCUACCACACAAAGUACGACACUGCAGACCGAAUUCUGACAGAUUCUAUUCAGAGAGCAGGUUGGUAAAACUCAAGAGUUUCUCAGGGAUUUUAUAGCAAUGUAAAUCAAAACAUUGCUUUGCGUGCUGGUUGUUACAACUCAAAACCACAGGCGUGCUUUAGUAUUCCAAAGAAAUCAAACCUGUGGGGAAGGAAAUCCAAAAUACCCCUGGGCUGGGUAUUGGCUUUAUGAAUUGGGCGGCCUACACUACUUGGAUUGUAUGCUUUAAUCAGUGAAGGCAAUUUAUAGAUUUCACACCCUGAUUUUACAUACUUUUAGCUAUCUCCCAGUUACGCCUUCAUCUGCUUUCUUUUAUCAUUCUUGGCAUUGAAUUUCAGUUGGAAAAUUAUUUUUCCUUUUUGCCUUAGUUUUCUCUACAUUUUAGAGAAAAUAUAGAGUUUCAGUUUAAGAGUUUCAAUUUGUAAUGUUCUUAUAGUACUGAGAAUGCCUGCAUAAAGUCUGGUUAUAGGGUCACUUUGUUUUUUGUUUUUACUUCAUUUUGAUCAUAAAGUUCCAAUUCCUAUUUUGUUGUGUAAUGCCAUGUGGGGAAUUUUAUGUGAAAACAAUGUAUGGGGGUGGGGAGGGGAGAGAGACAAAUUCUAAAUAUAUGCUCAUAUUUUUUCCCAAAGGUGACAAUAUUUUGGGUGUGCUAAAGUACUUAGCGGAGUCGGACAAACUGGCCAAAUCUCAUGAAUAUCGACAUGGAAAUGUUGUCUUCUUUGACGUCUUUGGCAUGUUCGUUAUGUCCUACCCAGCUCGUGUCGGCUCCAUUAUGAACUAUAUCGUUACAGCCGUUGCGUUUCUUUAUCUGGGGAGAAAAACAUUGCAACUGAGAAAAAGAGGUACUGGUUAUAAUUCCAUUUAUGAACAGACAAACGGGCCCUUUGCAUGAUUAUAGCUUUCUCUUAAGUCUUUAUUCACCAUUUUAUUUAUUUCCCAGCUUUCCCCCAAGGAGCUCAAGGUCCCGUAUACACUCCACCUCCCCCCCUCUAUUCUGUCCUUGCAACAGUCUUGUGAGGUAGGUUAGACUAAGGUGGAAUCUAGACACAUUAAAAAAAAAAGUUGUGAAAAUGUUUCUUUAAAAAAAGUUUCGGGAAAUGUAUGGAAUUUGACAUAGCUCGCCAUCACCACCUAGUGUCACAUUUGUAUAUUGCACUUUACAACACUCUUAAAACAUUUUAUUUGCAGCCAUAUAGCUGAGUCCUAGGGGGGACGCAGGUGGCGCUGUGGGUAAAAGCCUCAGCGCCUAGGACUUGCCGAUUGAAAGGUCGGCGGUUCGAAUCCCCACAACGGGGUGAGCUCCCGUAGCUCAGUCCCAGCGCCUGCCAACCUAGCAGUUCGAAAGCACCCCCGGGUGCAAGUAGAUAAAUAGGGACCGCUUACUAGCGGGAAGGUAAACGGUGUUUCCGUGUGAUGUGCUGGCUCGCCAGAUGCAGCUUGUCACGCUGGCCACGUGACCCGGAAGUGUCUGCGGACAGCGCUGGCUCCCGGCCUAUAGAGUGAGAUGAGCACACAACCCUAGAGUCUGUCAAGACUGGCCCGUACGGGCAGGGGUACCUUUACCUUUACCUUUAGCUGAGUCCUAAGAGGCAGUGCGUAUCUCAAGGUCACCCAGCAGGCUUCAUGGCUGAGUGGGGAUUCAACCCCCUGGACUCCCAUCUCCUAGGGUGAUGCUGUAAUCACUACCCCAAACUGGCUUUUAGUUUUUGUUGCUGCGCUUAACGCAUUUUACCAAGAAAGCCGCCAACAAGUUUUAAACUGCCGGAGGUGGAGAGGAUGCACUAAAGAGAGAGCAUCGGAUGCGUGUUGGCCUCAUUUGAAAAGGAAACCAAGACACCUUGGCUGCGAUUCAAUUGUAGAGUUGGAAGGGACCCAAUCGUCAUCUAGUCCAACCCCCUGCAGUGCAGGAAUCUCAGGUGUCCUGGCAGAGACACUUGCCCGACUGGCAUGUUCCCUCCCUCCUGGUCGAUCGUUCGGGAGCUUCAAAACAUCACAGCGACCGAUGCCAACCGACACCGGCACACUUAGGGAUCCACAGAAUUUGCACAUCAUGCGCAUGACAGACCUCAGCAACUCAGCAUUUUGGCUAAUUUACUUUAUUUACAUAUAAACACACACGGAGCACUGCAACAUGGCUCCCUCUCUCUCUAGCAUCAGACAGCAAAGAGAGAGAACAAAGGACAAUAGUCCCACUUCACGGAACACAGUGACACGAACAUCCUGUCUCUAUCACUUCCCACACUGUGGAAUGAAAACAUACACCGUCAUGUGAUAGACAACAAUCCUAUGACUGCAAUCAUGGAGCAGGAAUUCUAACAGAUCAUACAUGACAGAUGGCCAUCCAGUCUCUGCUUAAAAACCUCCAAAGAAGGAAAGCCCAUCACCUCUUGUGGGAGUCUGUUCCACUGUCAAACAGCUAUUACUGUCAGAAAGUUCUUUCUGGUGUUGAGUUGGAAUCUCAUUUCUUAUAACUUGAAGCCUUUGGUUCAGGUCCUGCCCUCUGUAGCAUUGUGGUUUUGGCAUUUUAAAAAAAGUAAAUGACCCCCUGGACGGUUAAGUCCAGUCAAAGGCGACUAUGGGGUUGCGGCGUUCAUCUCGCUUUCAGGCUGUGGGAGCCGGCGUUUGUCCACAGACAGCUUUCCGGGCGAUGUGGGCAACGUGACUAAACCACUUCUGGCGCAUGGAGCACCGCGACAAAGACCAGAGUGCACAUAAAUGCCGUUUACCUUCCCGCCACAGUGGUACCUAUUUACCUACUUGCACUGGUAUGCUUUUGAACUGAUAGGUUGGCAGAAGCUGGGACAGAUCAGUGGGAGCUCACCCUGUCGUGGGGAUUCGAACCACCGACCUUUCGAUUGGCAAACCCAAGAGGCUCAGUGGAUUAGACCACAGCGCCACCCAUGUCCCCAAGGUUUUUGCAUAACGCGUGCGCACACACGCAUACACACACAUCAUCGUGAUUUGCAAUAUAUUACCAAGUCAAAAAAUAUGAAACUGAUACCACAAUAUGGAAGAGGGGACAUGUUUGUUUUCUCCUUCUCUGGAGAAUAAAUAGCAAAAAGGUGAGGCCUGGCCAUUUACCACCCAGUUCUGAAAAGAGAGGUAUCAUUGUUCCUUUGGUUAGGUGUGCCUAGUUUGGAUCCUGUAGCCUUGGCAGUUCCAGCUAGAAGAAAUGUAUUGAUCUGGGCUUCAUGUCUUUCUCGUCCUGCAGUGAGUUAUCUGAAGGAACUUGCCAUUGCCUUUGGCUUCUCAGUCCUCAGUUGGUUUGCUGUCUUGAUUGGCGUCCUUAUCAUAGCCGUGUUUAUCUCUCUCCUUGGACGCUCCCUUUUCUGGUACACCCACUUCCAUGCCUCCGUUCUUCUGUAUGGAACUGCAGCCGUGGCUGGACUAAUUCUCUUGCAUACAUUAGCCAAGACAUUCUAUUACAAAGUAAGUGUGGCAUGCAAAAAUGUAGGACUUGAAAUAAUAGCAGUUCUCUGGUUUUCCUUUAAUUAUAAACAUACAGUGGUACCUCAGCUUACAGACGCUUCAGGUUACAGUCGCUUCAGGUUACAGACUCCGCUAACCCAGAACUAUUACCUCAGGUUAAGAAGUUUGCUUCAGGAUGAGAACAAAAAUCGUGCGGCGGCGGCAUGGUGGCAGCGGGAGGCCCCAUUAGCUAAAGUGGUGCUUCAGGUUAAGAACAGUUUCAGGUUAAGAACGGACAUCCGGAACGAAUUAAGUUCUUAACCCGAGGUACCACUGUAUAGGCCUAAAUCCAGCACAGAAUUAGGCGAACUUAAUCCCAUUGAAACAUGAGUUUGACCAAACUUCGGGAGGCAGUGGAAGACAGGAGUGCCUGGCGUGCUCUGGUCCAUGGGGUGACGAAGAGUCGGACACGACUAAACGGCUGAACAACAACAAAUCCCAUUGAAACCAGUGGAUUUAAGCCUGCCUAACUGUGUGUUGGAUUUAGUCAAAAGACUGCCUCAUUCUGACUUAGUCUGAUGGUCCAUCUAAUCCAUUAUUUCCCACCGACUGGCAGCAGGUCUGCGGGGUCUUUGGCAGUAGUUGUUCCCAUCACCUGCUAUCUGUUUCUUUUCAGUGGAGAUUCUGCAUGUGCUGCCCUGCUGAGCUGUGCCCCUUCCCUUAAAUUGGGCACAGAUGCAAAGGUAAAGGUAAAGGGACCCCUGACCAUUAGGUCCAGUCGUGACUGACUCUGGGGUUGUGGCACUCAUCUCGCUAUAUUGGCCGAGGGAGCCGGUGUACAGCUUCCGGGUCAUGUGGCCAGCAUGAAUAAGCUGCUUCUGGUGAACCAGAGCAGCGCACAGAAAUGCCAUUUACCUUCCCGCUGGAGCAGUACCUAUUUAUCUACUUAUACUUUGAUGUGCUUUUGAACUGCUAGGUUGGCAGGAGCAGGGACCGAGCAAUGGGAGCUCACCCCGUCCAUCGCAGGGAUUCGAACCGCCGACCUUCUGAUCGGCAAGUCCUAGGGCUCUGUGCUUUAACCCACAGCGCCACCUGCGUCCCACAGAUGCAAAACUCAUAGCUUAAUUCUGUCGGCUGUGCACUGGACUGCUUUCUUCUCCAGGUUGCUUGAUUCAGGAGCCAAGUUUCUUUCUUUCUCCUCUUACACAGAUUCAGCAAUUGGCCUAAUAAUUGUUGAUCCAAAAACUCCAGGUUUGGCAUGCUGCCUCUUGUGGGUGGGUGGGUAUGAGAGAAACUGCAGGCAGUGCGUUGGCAGGAGAAGCUCUGUGCUUUAGGCACCAUUCAUUCUGAAGUGGGGGAGUAAAUCUAAUUAUGCCGUUCCAGUCUGGCUGCGUUGGGUAAAGUAUUAAAUGAAUUAGAGCCAGUUACUGUUCAUAGAAUAACAACUUUGGCAAUAAGCAUUGUGCAAAAAUAAAUAAAGAUGUUAUAAAUUGCAACAAAUGGGCUGUGCCCUUCAUCCCCCUAGCUCAGGAAUUCAGGCUUUAUAUUGGUGGUGUCUGGGGCAGCAGUCUUAAUUAUGUUCUUUCAAUUUUACAUUAGCACAAGCAUUUUGGCUUGCUAGGUGGAACAGUCCCUCCCUUUCGUCUCCUUGCAUGCUGUUCCGGGAGUUCUCCUGGCCCAGCCCCCAAAAAAGAUUUUUUUGAGUGUGUGUCAGAAAAAACAGUGUUUUGCAAUUGGAUGUCCUUGAACUUGAGACUGUUGAAUCCUGCCCUGUGUAACAUAGCACAUUUCUCUAGGCUGUUUAAGUACAAACAUUAAGAAAAACACAGAGAUGGUUAUCCGCUUACCUGAGAACAAGCUCCUUUGAACAUGGUGGGACUUGACUUUUAAGCAAAUAUGCACAGAACUGCUCGGCCAGUCUGCUUCUUAAGAAACUUGGAACUUUUGUUGCUUACAUUUCAUAAUGCACAGACAUUUAAAUUUGUUGCUUACAUUUCAUAAUGCACAGACAUUUAAAUUUGUUGCUUACAUUUCAUAAUGCACAGACAUUUAAAUUUGCCUCUCUUUUCUGUCUGCUUGUUUUGUUUUCCCAGAAUACAAGCGAACAGUUCCUGGGAGAGCUCUUCUUUGAUGUUCCAGUUGUUUUUUGGUCAAUUAUGUUGGCUUUGCUUACUUACCUAGGACAUUCCUCAGCAUUUGUCAGUGCAAUAUGGAUUGUGUUUCCGCUGCUCACAAAAUUAAUGACCUAUAAGGAACUGAAAGAAAAAGGUAUGGUGAUGAUGAUACCUCUGAGACUUGCCUUUGAGAGUUCUUGUAAGGAUUGCAAGAAGAUAAUAUUUGCAAAGAACUUUAGGGUGUUCCUAUAUAAAUUAUUAUGACUUUCUAUGGCAGAAAUUCUAGUGGAAAUGUUCACAGCUGGGGAAUAGUAAUAAUAAUAAUAAUAAUAAUAAUAAUACCCCAGCCACUCUGGGUGGCUUCCAACGCAUACAAGAACAAAAUAAAACAUCAAACAUUAAUAGCAACAAUCUGAUGCAAUAUAAAAAAAGUCACAAUAACUUUAAAAUAAACAACAUAUCAAAUAAAGCAAUAUUCAGUAAUCCAUUCAAAUCUAAUAGUAAACAGUAAAAUUUCAUGCAUAUUUACAUGUAUAUCCGCAGAGGCUUGGGGUGGCAGACUUCAUUCUUCAAAACCCUACAAUGUAUUACAUGUAAUUGACUUUUUAUUUCUAUUCUUUGAAUAUCGUAUUGUUGUUUUAUUGCUGUGGCCAAUGGCUGACGCAAAUAAAGAUUCGUUCAUUCAUUCUUCCCCUCUCCAUGUGAUCUUCACAACAACACUGUGUGUGGUAGGUUAGACUUCUAAAAGUUUUUCUCUGGUCCAAGGUCACCAUGUGAGUUUCAUAACCAGGUGGAGAUUUGAGCCCCUGGCCAGGGUGCAAAUGGAGAAGGAGACUUGCUUUUCUCCUCUCUCUCUCUCUUUUUGUUACUGUGGAAAAUGUGAGGCAGCUGAGGGGCCUGAGGACCACCUCACCUCAGUGGAUCCCAGGCUCUCUGCCAUAGCAGAGCUCCUCCACCUUGUAGACUCUUGCCUUCAUGCCAACCUCUUGCCCCUACAAUGAAGUUGUAGACGGUAGAUGUUAAUGAAGUUGUCGACAGGGUGCUGGUGUUUUGCACCUGUUUCGCACUGGCAGAUAGCACGAUAGUAUAUUUGCAUCUUAAAAAGCAGAGACAUCACCUUGCCAACAAAGGUUCGUAUAGUUAAAGCUAUGGUUUUCCCAGUAGUGAUGUAUGAAAGUGAGAGCUGGAUCAUAAAGAAGGCUGAUUGCCGAAGAAUUGAUGCUUUUGAAUUAUGGUGCUGGAGGAGACUCUUGAGAGUCCCAUGGACUGCAAGAAGAUCAAACCUAUCCAUUCUGAAGGAAAUCAGCCCUGAGUGCUCACUGGAAGGACAGAUCAUGAAGCUGAGGCUCCAAUACUUUGGGCACCUCAUGAGAAGAGAAGACUCCCUGGAAAAGACUCUGAUGUUGGGAAAGAUGGAGGGCACAAGGAGAAGGGGACGACAGAGGACGAGAUGGUUGGACAGUGUUCACGAAGCUACCAGCGUGAGUUUGACCAAACUGCAGGAGGCAGCGGAAGACAGAAGUGUCUGGCGUGCUCUGGUCCAUGGGGUCAUGAAGAGUCGGACACGACUAAACGACUAAACAACAACAAUAUUGAUAGCCAAUCAGUCUCUUAAGCUUAAGCCAAGAAAGAGUAUUCUCUAUAAGAUUGAAUAUCAAUAUACGUAUCAAGUCUUUGAGAUCAGAAGCCCGUAAAACUACCUUGGGCGUGUGCUACCUGCAAGCCCCAGCAAAAGGGCCCCAUCAGGGGCAAACAGUGGCCACUUGAUUACUUGGACUGCCAGGGCGAAACAGGUGCAAAACGCUGGCACCUGUCGUCUACAACUUCGUCUACAACUUCAUUAACAUCUAUCUACAACUCCAGUAGCAUCUCUCGGUAUUGUGAAUAACAUCGACCUUACCUUUUGUUGGUAUCUUCAUGAACUUAUCUAAAAGACUGAGUUAAGCAUUUGAAAAAUAUAUUGAAACCAGACAUUAUAAGUUCAUCGUUGGUUGGGUAGUUCGCAGGUCUCUGUGGCUUUGUUUAAUGUUUUGUAUUUUUCUCAGAAGGUUGAUAAAGAAUGUAUAAUUAAUUAAUUAAUUAAUGUAUAAUGUCUAUUAAUCGGCAAGGUGUUGCAUGGGUCGCACAACCAGUUAUGCCGCCAGCUUUGCAAAAAGCUUCUGCUAGUGCAACUUGUUGUGCAAAUUAUCUGCAAAUUCACUUAGGCAGACAUAAGUAAUUAUGCCCAAACCUCACAAUCUACUCCGCAGAUUCAGACACCCAAAGAGCCAGAGUUUGCCUGUUUCCUUACUUGGUGUUCUUCACUGGCUGAUGGCAGCCAUUUUUGGACCGAAAUCACUGGGGGGGGGGGGGGCGGCGAGCAAGACUGGAUGAAUCGGAGAGCAGGAGAGAUUGGACAGAUCAGUCUUUCCUUCGUCUCUCUUGCUGGUUGGCUUCAGCCAUUUUAGGAAGAAACCAUGGCAGGAGGGGGAGGGAACUCGGUGGGAUUCGUGGACUUGUUGGGUGAAUGCUUGCUUAAUGGACUAUUUCCUGGGAACGCUUUGUGGGUGGACUUUUGUAUAUUUAAUUUCAUAUUCAUCAUGCUUGCCCAUGCUUGCACAGCAGCCCUGGUGUUAGUGGUGAAAGAACAUUAAAUCUGAAGAAAGGUCUAGAAUUCUAUAUAAAAUAUAAAAUAAAUAAAAUUUUAUUAUUAUUAAGGCACAGUCUGACCCCCUCCUUUGGUAAACUUCACAGAAUGGUUGCCCAAUGUUUGCCAUUAAUUUGAUUUUGAAUUGAUUUUAAAAUGAAUUGAUUUUAGACUGCUGUGUUAGUUUUAUUGUUGUUAGCCGCUCUGAGCCCGUCUUCAGCUGGGGAGGGUAGGAUAUAAAUAAAAUUUUAUUAUUAUUUUUAUUAUAUUGCCAGCAACUUCUUCUCCCCCCCCCCCCCCAAUGCAGGUGCCACAAUGAAAUUUCUAUCAGUUUACCUCCUUGGAAUGUUUAUUCCACAUGUCUAUUCGUUAUACCUCAACUGGAUUAUAUUUGAAAUGUUAAUUCCCAUCUUGGGACGCAGUGGUUCAGAAAUUCCACCCGAUGUCGUCGUGGCUGCUUUUAUCGUUUUGGCGACGAUAUUUCUGUCUUCCUACUUUGUAAGAAUGCUUUCAGAAAUACUUUGUGUUCUACUAAUUCAGCUGAUUCACAGUGCAGUCCUAGGCAUGCUUUCUCGGAAGCAAGUCUCGUUAUAUUCAUUGCUGCUUACUGCAGAGAAGUAGUGUAUAGGGUCCCAGCAUUAAGAACCUUUGAUCUGUAGGUUAAACAAAUGCUGUGACAAUUCUUGUGUUUUCAAAAAAUAAAAAUGCAAAUACAUGUGGCUUCUUUGCGCAUGUGACCAUGAAUUUUCCGAGACCAUUUUUCUCAACAUCUUUCUGUUUUAAGCUGUGAAACAUGUAUGGCCCGAGAGCUUGUGCGUGAAUUGCAAAUUGCCAUGGGCUGUGUUUCAAUUAGCUGCUUUUUAAGUUUUCCCUCUUGCGAAAUAGAGUAAUUAACAUGUCCACACACACAAAAAAGUUAGCAGGUUGCUCACGUUCACGAACUUUGUUUUUCUCGGCGGGACGCUGGGAGGUCAGCAAAUCUGCUGUUUCUGCUGGAAUACAUGCAAAUUAUGUAGAUGAAUUAGCGUAAUGAAUUGUGCCCAUUAAGUUAUGUGGAAGGGGAGGGAACCGUAACCCCAACUUGCAACCCCUGGAAAUUCUGCACAGCACUCCUCUAGCAUCUUAGAUUUCACCAGUCAUCGCCAAUACUAUCUUCACAGCCCUUAAGGAGCAGGAACAUUUUCUUAUAUUUUAACAAAAGCUGAUAUUUUCAGAAUGUUUCUUUCUGCUCACUAGUAAAUACCAUGCUAGUUUGCUCUCUCCUGACCUUACUAAAGGAGAGGUAUGAAAGACCCUGGUUCAGAUCUCUGCUUAAAUAUGAUACUUUAUAAGUCAGAUAUAGGCAGACCAGAUUUCUUUUAUUUUCUUUCUCCUGGAACCCCAAAGCCCAUUGAAUGGAACCAGGUUCCUAGCCUUAGAAUUAAGAAACAGGAAUGAUUUCUGCACAUGUGCCCAGCAGUUCAUUUACAGUACCACUCCUAGUUUUCCCCCAAGCUUUGUUCAUUCGAGCGGCCUAAUUUAGAGAGAAAAGCCUUUUUUUAAAAACAGUUGGGAGCUGAUUUUUUUUCUAAAUUGUCCAGAGAUUUGCUGGUAGAUCCCUUUCUCCCAUCUGCCUGUCCCCUAAACCAUGUGGUCCUUGUUAGAUCACUGGCCCUCAUCCAGAUUUGCCACGCAGAGUUGUGUUUGGGAGAAGUCUUUGCGAUUAAAUAAACCUAAAUUUCAAAAGCUUGCAGGUUCGCUAGUUGGUUUUUCUGGAUAUGUGUUUAUAGAUGAAGUAUUCUUAUCCUUGUUUUUUUCUCCUGUUCUUCAGCUUAAAUUCAUCUACCUUGCCAAAAGUACAAAGAUGUCAAUAAUAACGUUAGCAACUGUUUCUGCAAUCAUGUUCGUCCUGGUUUGCAGUGGAAUCUUCUUCCCGUUCAGUUCAGAUUUUGCAAACCCCAGACCAAAACGAAUCUUUCUUCAGGUAAGGAACCCUUUAAUGCUGCAGAGGGCGUAUCCAUGCAAUUGUUAACGAAAGAUAUGGUGAAUGAGUGAAACUCAGCAAGUCUUUGAAGCUGUUGGCUCAUAAUGCUCUGUGUAGCCACUGAAAUGGACCAGAGAUAAACACAGGAAACUUGGGAUGAUGCUGUAGUAGUGAAACACUUACCUUCCAACCCUUUAAAUCUUUUAUGUAUUUAUCAUAGCCGUCCAUGACUUUUUGUGCAGUUCUGUGUUUGAACUGCAGUAGUUUGAGUUUAGAAACUAACAUUUGGUUCUGUUUGGGAACAAGUUGGAAUUUCUUCCUUGAUAUAUUCUUCAGAAGUUGAUAAAUGUACAUUUAUUGCUCGUUAGAGUCUGAGUAAGUUCCCAUUGAUCCCCGAAGGGAAAGUAUUUACUGACACGUGUCAGACUUAGGUUCUCAUGACAUCUAGUCUAGUACGAUUCUUUGGAGCUAUAGGUCAACCCUGAAGGUUGAUUUGUAUGUCUUAAUUCAAUCGUUGGAGUAAUAAUAAUUAUUAUUUAUACCUCACCCAUCUGGCUGGCUCCCAACAGAAUGUUAAUAAUAAUAAUAAUAAAGUGAUAAAACAUCAACCAUUAAAAACUUCCGUAAACAGGGCUGCCUUUGGAUGUCUUCUAAAAGUCAGAUAGUUGCUUAUUUCCUUGACAUCUGAUGGGAGGGCGUUCCACGGGGCGGGUGCCACUACUGAGAAGUCCCACUGCCUGGUUCCCUGUAACCUCACUUCUCGCAGUGAGGGAACCGCCAGAAGGCCCUCGGAGUGAUGGAGGUGGAGAUGCUCCUUCAGGCAUACUGGACCGAGGCCAUUUAGGGCUUUAAAGGUCAGCACCAACACUUGGAAUUGUGCUCAGAAAUGUACCGGGAGCCAAUGUAGGUCUUUCAGGACUGGUGUUAUAUGGUCUCGGCAGCCGUUCCGAGUCACCAGUCUAGCUGCUGCAUUCCGGAUUAGUUGUAGUUUCCGAUAUAACUAUAGGGCUCCAUAGUGUCUCUGGGUAAACUCCCAAGUACAUUCUUAGCUGGCCUUUCGCUCACAUUCAGACCCACAGAGCAUUCUGUAAUGCCCUCUUGCAAAAUAUUUUGGACACCACCCAAGUUGGUAGUUGGUUUUCCCUUGAAGAUGGAAAGUAAACUCUCGUCUCGCAAAAUUGUUGCCUCCAUGGGCUGUGUACACACCAUAAACGUAAAGCACACAGCUUUCCCCAGAGAAUCCUGGAAACGGCAGUUUAGCCCGCACAAGAGCUACAAUUCCCAGAAACCUCAACAAACUACAGUUCCCAGGAUUAUCUGGGGGAAGUCAUGUGCUUUAACUGUAUGGUUUGUGCAAAUCCUUAAGGCUGGUCUUUGUGGAUUGUCAUAAUAAGUCCACUGAACAGAUAACCCGCAAUCAAAAUUUAAUGCUGAGCCUUUUUGGGUCACUUUUCCAGCACAUGAGUCGAAGAUUUCAUAACCUGGAUGGGCAGUUGGCGAAAAGUGAUUCUGGAAUAUGGAUUAAUGGGCUCGACUAUGGCGGGAUAUCUCAUAUCACUCCUCAUAUACCUGAACUCAACGAUUCCAUUAGAACCAAAUGCGAGGAAGGCGCACCUCUCUGUGGAUUUCCCUGGAUCCUUCCCGUGGACUAUUUAUUCAAGUUGGUAACAUCGUCUCCUCAAUGUACUAUUUAGUGUUUUAAUAAGAUUGAGAGCAGAUGUAAUGCUUUUAAAAACAAACAGACAGUGAACUGGUAUUUAGGUUAGGUUUACAGUGGUCCCUUGGUUCUCAAACAUAAUCCGUUCUGGAAGUCAGUUCCAAAACCAAAGCGUUCCAAAACCAAGGCGUGCUUCCCCAUAGAAAGUAAUGCAAAACGGAUUAAUCCAUAAGCUUUUAGGAAAACUUUGGAUUUUUUAAAGUAGAAUUCUUUUUUCUUUUGGGCAUCUGCCAACCAAAACGUUGAUUUAUUCCAACACGUUUGGUUUUAUAAGUUUGUUUUUGUUUUUUUAUAUGACAAAGAUAGUCGUUUGGAUUUACUUUAUGUGUUUGUGGCUGGCUGUAAGGCCAUAACUUUAGUUUUCAAACCUAUCCGUGUUUGACGCUGUGAUGUGACCAGUUGUGUUGUGCAGAGUCUUUAAGUUGGACAGAUUCAAUACCGAGCAGUAAUUUAAAGUACUUUAGAAGUGCCGUUUUGGAGGGUCACAUUAAUCUUAAACGCAACCUCUUCUUGCAGGAAAAAUUGGUAUCUUCCUGCUCCAGCCAUCACUCCCAAGAAACCAGCUCACUUUCAGCUUCUCUCCAAAGAGCGAACGCCGUCAGAUUCUACAAAGUUCACCUUUGAAAUAACUGGUGAGUUGUGUGUGCUAUUGUAUUUUUAUUUGCUAUUUACCGUUGGGGAGAUGUUCUGGUUUCUGCAGGUGGCAAUGCUAGUCCUAAAAUACUGAGAGGAAGGCUGCUGACAAACAAUUCCCUGUCACUGGCAGCCUGGAUAGGUCAGCAUGGUGCUGAUAACGCAGAGGUUGCAGGUUGGGUCCCCAUAUGGACAGCUGCAUAUUCCUGCAUUGCAGGAAGUUAGGACUAGAUGAUCUAUGACCCUAACAGUCCAGUUUCCCAGAUAUAGGAAAUUUUGCAUGCCACAGUUGCAGUAGGCAUGAGAGAGCUUCUGCCUGUAAUAGGCUCUUGUAUAUGAAAAGUUAUUGAAAGUAUAUGAAAAUUAGUUGGUCCUUACAGUGCCACAAGACUUUGUCAUCUCUGCAGCAAGCAACUAAAGGGCUACCUUCUGGCGAUUUGUUUAAAUUUUUAUGCUGCUUUUUAGGCCUUCAAAGCAGCUUGCAGACUAAAGGCAAAUAAGCGAUAAGAAUGAGACAAGUACAAACAGAAGCUCAGUGCACAGCUUUCUAUAUAAAUAAAUAUGUAUAUGUAUGUUUCUAUUAGGGUUUAUAAAGAAGAAUACAAAGAUUGUUGUCAGAUAUAUAUUUUUGUCCAAAACCAAAACAUUAAAGGCAAAAAAGAGAAAGAGAAGAAGAGGAAGGAAGGGGAAGAGAUAGAGAAAAAGGAAUAGAAAAAGAUUGAAAAGAGAGAGAGAAAAGUUAAGAAGCUAAAGGACUUCUGAUUCCUUGUCUGUUUACUAUAUAGCUGAAGUAUAACACCUAAUAAAGCCACUUUCUAUAAAUCAUUAUCUUCAAUCCUCAAAUCCAAACAUCAUUAUUUCUUCUUCUUUUUCAUGCAAAAAGUCUGUGAGAGAUUUCCCAUCUUUAGUAAACGUUUACAAUGACUUUUCUCUGAUUAAACAUGUCGACUUCGCCCUCUCAGCUAAGUCUGUUAGUUUUAACAGCCGCUCUUCCAUCGCUGGCAAUAAUGGGUCAUAACAUCUUUGAAUGCACAACUUCCUGAAUAAAACACAGGCCCCACAUACGCUACUGAUUAACACUGGAGCACCUUUGGAGAGAGUUGGAUGUGCGAAUCCUAGACUCAUACAACCAACCUUUCUAGUUGUCCUUUGGCUGAACGAACCAGUUUGUUGUAUAAGGAAAGGUAAAGGGACCCCUGACCAUUAGGUCCAGUCGUGGCCAACUCUGGGGUUGCAGAGCUCAUCUCGCUUUAUUGGCCGAGGGAGCCGGCGUACAGCUUCCGGGUCAUGUGGCCAGCAUGACUAAGCCGCUUCUGGCGAACCAGAGCAGCGCACGGAAAUGCCGUUUACCUUCCUGCCGGAGCGGUACCUAUUUUUCUACUUGCACUUUGACGUUCUUUCGAACUGCUAGGUUGGCAGGAACAGGGACCGAGCAACGGGAGCUCACCCCGUCCGUCGCGGGGAUUCGAACCGCCAACCUUCUGAUCAGCAAGUUUAACCCACAGCGCCACCCGUCCCUUGCAGUUUGUUGUAUAGUCAUACGCUAAGUUUCAUGGUGAAUGGGUUCCUGCUGAGGAACCAUGAGCAGAUACUGAGUUCAAGUCUUAUUUGGGGACUUCUCAAAGCAUGUGGCAGGUCAUUGUGGAAAUUGAAUGCUGGACUGGACUGACUUUUUCAGCUGAUCCAGCUUCAUUUUUUUGCCUUAAAGCAAGCAGUAAGGGACAUAAAGAAAUUCAGGAGAAAAAAGAAAUUCACGAUAGUUCUGGGUACACCUGAAAAAGUUCCUAUGUUCUUCAUUCUGUGCUCAUGUAGAAAUCUCUGUCUGCCGUCUACUUUAGGUCCAAGUCACAUGUCAGUGUUUCUUCGGCCACAUGAAGGUUCAACACUGUCCAGGUGGUCUCUGGGAGAUGGAACUCCUCUUGCUAAUAAUGUAGGCAGAGAUUAUUUUAUAUAUUAUACACAUGGACUCCAGGCCUCGCCAUGGCGCUUCUGGAUAGAAAUGAAGGUGAGGCUAUAUCAAAAACAUGCAAUCGUACUUCUUAGAACUCUGUUAAAAUGAUUUGCUUUUUUGGAACACGGUUACCAAUGGUUCAUCUGUGUGUGUGUGUGUGUGUGUGUGUGUGUGUGUGUGUUUGUAAAGAAAAUGCAGGCUUUUUAUGCUGUACAUUUUUGAACUCAGUUCCCUCCUGCCCCUUGGCUUGUAAGUCUACUCUUCUUCUCCUUUGCACACAUCCUAAAAGGUUUGCUUCCAAAUGUGCUUCAUAGACAGACCAUCUAUUUCAGGGAUGGCUCACCCAUGGGUCACCUGUAGAGCUUUUUUAUGGCCCUCCCCAAACCCCUCUAAAAUCAUCAUUAACACCCACUCGCCCAGACCUGCCCACAAGGAUGCCAGCUUGAAGAGGGGAGCCCUUGCCCCCCAGUUUGAUCUCCUGACCAUAGCGAAGAGAGCCGAUAUUAUCUGUACACUGGGCCUGACGGUAAAAUCCCAAAUUAUGGCUCUUCUAUUUCUUGUAACAAGUAGAGAUGCUUUUCUUUCUUUUUCUUUCUUUUAAAUUUUAUUUAUACUUUUCAAAUACAGUGGUACCUUGGUGCUCAAACUUAACCCGUUCCGGAAGUCCAUUCCAAAACCAAAGUGUUCCAAAACCAAGGCGCGCUUUCCCAUAGAAAGUAAUGCAAAACGGAUUAAUCUGUUCCAGACUUUUAGAAACAACCCCUAAAACAGCAAUUUAACAUGGAUUUCACUAACUGACGAGACCAUUGAUCCAUAAAAUGAAAGCGAUAAACAAGGUACUGCAGUCACACAGUCAAUCCAUCAGUAGCUGAAAUGGGUUCCACACAGUCACAAAAAAUGCUGCAAAAACAAAAACCGCAAAAUAAAUAGCAAAGAUAGACCUCAGCAUAACACUGAGAAUGGAAGUGUGGCACUCAAAUUGGAAGUGUAACACUCAAAAUGGAGCAUGUUCGGCUUCUGAAAGAAGUUCGCAAACCGGAACACUUCCAGGUUUGCAGUGUUUGGGUUCCAAGUUGUUUGAGUACCAAGGCGUUUCAGAACCAGGGUACCACUGUAUACCGUAUUUUUCGCUCUAUAGGACGCACUUUUUUCCCUUCAAAAAUGAAGGGAAAAUGUAUGUGCGUCCUAUGGAGCGAAGACGCCAUAGCCCCGCGACCCUCUCCCGGCUGGAGAGGUGACGCGCGGCUAUAGAAGCUCCUGCCAUCGCCGUGCGGCACCUCUCCAGCCGGGAGAGCGCGCGCGGCGGUAGAAGCCAUAGCCCAGCGACCCUCUCCCGGCUGGAGAGGUGACGCACGGCCAUGGCAGGAGCCUCUCCGCUGCACCUUCCGCUGCUCUCUGAACUGCUCUUUGGGGCUGGUGGUGGGCUUCCCCCCGCCAGCCCCAAAGAGCAGGUCGAACGGAACCUGAAGCCUGGAGAGCGAGAGGGGUCAGUGCACACCGACCCCUCUCGCUCUCCAGGCUUCCAAGGUAGCCGCCUGAACGCACCUUAAACGGCACCUUGUUUUAGAGCGGGAAAACAAGAGGGAAAGUUCUCCCCUCACUGCACCGCGCCUCCAGCCACAUCGCUGAACGUGCGCUCCCCAGAGAGGGGGAGAAAAUUUUUUUCUUGUUCUCCCCCCUCUAAAACAAAGUGCGUCCUAUUGUCCGGUGCAUCCUAUGGUGCGAAAAAUACGGUAACUGAUUUUACAUUCAUUUUGACAUUUUAAAACUUGACUUACUUCCCCCUUUCUGCGGUUCCUUAAAUUUAUUUUUACUAUCUUCUGCAUAUCCAAAUUAACUUAACUUGCUCAUUUAUUUAUCUUCUUUAUAUAUUUUUUAUACCCUUAUAUAGCUGCAGGUUAUUACAAUAAUCCUGCCAGUGUUUUUAUCUGUUUACAAUUUAUCCGUAAAUAUUCAAUAAACCAUUUCCAUUCUUUUAUAAAAAGUUUGUGAUCUGGAUUUCUUAUUCUUCCAGUAAGUUUCGCCAUUUCUGCAUAUUCCAUAACUUUUCGUAUCCAUUCUCCCUUUGCUGGGGCUUCUUUUUCUUUCCAUUUUUGGGCAAGUAGCGUUCUUGCUGCUGUAGUCGUAUACAUACAUAAAUUUCUAUAUAAUUUAGGUAGUUCUAUCCUUAUAAUUCCCAUACUUGUGCUUUUCAUACCUCUAGCACAAUCUGUGUAGUCAUAGCUGUUUUGUCCCUCAUUUAUUAACCUGUUUUUUGUGUGUGUGUUUUUUACUUUUAAUUUUCUACCUAGUCUGAUAUUUAAUAGGGAGAAAAUUCCUUCUGUAUCCCUGCAUGACAUAGAAUGGCUUCUGUAUAGGCUGUUUCUUCAUACUGGAUUCCCUUUUUAGCCAGCAGCAAGCAGCAAAAACAUCUGCUGUAUAUCAGAGGGUGCCUUUGGAAACUUCAGCCCAUCCUAGAAUGUGCAUGUGAUUACAAGCCUAGUGUUUCUAAUUGUAUUAAAAGGUCAAACCCACAAUUUUCCUAUGAACCAACAUUUCUACUUUUGCUUUUUGUGAGCCUUUUUAAAAAAUGAGCACAGAUUGCUCCACCUCCAUAUAACUUGUUUGUUGGAUAUGCUGCUUAGCUCCCAUUUCAGUAUGCUUCCUCGUAACGUGUGUCUUAGUUGUCAAAUUGGUUUCAGUAUCAUUUGUGAGCUUUCAGCCUGCUAAAUACCAUUUUCCCUUCUUUGUAGUCUCUGUGAAGAGCACGCAAGCUUCUGUCCUGUUUGCAGGCCCCGAGUCUUCAGGAUCUGACACCCUUCGCCACCUAUACCGUAUUUUUUGCUCUAUAAGACGCACUUUUACCCUCCUAAAAAGUAAGGGGAAAUGUGUGUGCAUCUUAUGGAGCAAAUGCAGGCUGCGUAGCUAUCGCUGAAGCCAGAGAGGAAGAGGGAUCGGUGCGCACAGAUCCCUCUUACUGUUCUGGCUUCUGGGAUAGCCACGCGAAGCCUCUUCAGGGCAACGGGAGGAACGUUCCCCCUGCCCUGAAAUGGCUUGGUACAGCUAUCCCAGAAGCCAGAACAGCAAGAGGGAUCGCUGCUUUCGCUGUGCAGUGAUCCCUCUUGCUGUUCUGACUUCGGCUGGAGAGGUGCUGCUCAGCUUUCCCUCUCUGCGCAGCGCCCCUUCAGCAAAGCGGGAGAAGAAACAGAGCCCCUUCCAUUUCUCCCCCCGCUUUGCUGGAGAGAGGCGCUGCGCAGAGAGGGAGAGAAUUUUUUCCCUUGUUCUCCUCCUCUAAAACUAGGUGCGUCUUAUGGUCCGGUGUGUCUUAUAGAGUGAAAGAUACAGUAAUUGUGCAAUGAUAAUAAGGGACUUAGAAGUUUCUAGAAAUCAUAUUUAGCAUGACAGUGAUCAAAUCUUUGCUUAAUCUGGCUUUGCCUUGGCUGUUUUUUCAGGCUUCUGAAGAGCCCACUAAAGGAAUGGUCACCCUUUCUGUGGUUUCCCAGUAUUUAUUUGAAGAUGAUCACAACUCUCCUCAGUUGCAGGCCUUAGCUGAAAGAUUUCCCAACUGGACUUUUACCUCAGGCUGGGUCUCCACCUAUGAUCAAUUUAUCUUUUAACCCAGAGAUAACACAAAGGUAAAUUGUUUCCCAUACAUUGGAUGCAGCUUUUGCUCAUAAGGAGUUGGGAAGAAUGAGUAUUGUUGACAAAAAAUACUGUGUAAAAUACUUCAGCCACAAAGGUAUUUCUAUGGCAGCUUGAAUACGUAAAAGGGGGUGGGGGCAUGGGGAGAGAGAAGGAAACCUUUGUGGUUUUUAUGCAAAAUAUCACCUACUUGAAAGCUGCCUUUUAGGAAGUGGUUUUAGAGUUGCCGUCCUGGGCAUCUUGCAAUAAAAGGGGCUUUGCGCAGGCAUUCCAAGCACAAUGUAAAACCCUCCGCAGGCUUUAAACAACCCGAGUUCUGCCUUCCAGUAACAUUUUGAUUCGUUGUGUUCUUAAUUGGCUAAAGUAAGGCUUUGGGUUGGAGACUUUUAAGACUGUACAUCAUGGAAGAUAAAAGAAGCGCCAGUGAUUGUUACAGUUCCAAAGUACUGAUGCCCAUUUGGAACACCAUCUAUAAUCAAAGCUCUUUAAAUUCUUAACCGCAGAGACCUUGGCUAUUGCUAAUUCUUGCCUGCUCUGAUUUUACGGUUUUUCUUUCUAAAAACUUCUGUAUGUCCCUUUUGGGGCAUUGUACUGAUGCUCGACUGCAGUGUCUCUGAGUAGAAGUUGGACCAACCCCAAAAUGCACUCACUUUUCUAUGGGGAUCAAGUGGAACGAAGGCCAGGCUGUAUCGGAUGCAAGCGCACAGUGCUAUUGUCUCUUUGGACUUCUAAGCACUGAGCUAGCCACUUUCGCCUUUUAUAUGCAGGUCUUAUCUGUAUGUUGGGUUUUCAUUCUUGGCAAUACCAACUAUUCAGCAGUUGCUAAAAUUGUCAAUGGUCAGUUCCUAUUCUUUAGUUGCUUCCUUGCAAGUUAGUAAAAACUACACAUUUCCACUGUGUUAUUAGAAGCUUGCAGGAAAUCAAGUUGCACAUGCUUAAAAUGUGCUCCUUUAAAAUAUGUUGGAAUGAGGAAACUCUUGUUCAGAGAGAUUUUGAACACAGUAUGCUCAUCUGUAAUUCCUUCCACUUAAGAUUACAUUGCUCUACCCUGUUUCUAUUGAACUCAAUGGGACUUGCUUUUGAAUAGGUACGUGUAGUAUUAAUGCUAUUCAUGUUUGGGAUUUUGCUAUUACUUCAGCUUCCAAAGCCCAAAUAUUUUAGUGCAUCGGGGGGAAGGAAAUGUGUUCCAAAAGGAAACAUGUUGGGAAGAAUUUGCCUAGGAGGAGGCUGAAAGCAGCCCGCCAUAAAUUAGAAGCCAUUUGCAGGUGAAAUAAGCAAAACAUGAAGUGAUAUAAAAAAGAAAAUUAUUUCUUUCAGAUCCACACGGUAAUAACUUCGGACAGCAGGUUCAGGUCCCAUCAAACAGUUUUUUGGGAGCAGGUUUUUAGUCAGAUCAUAGAAAGCACUUCCAGUGGCAACCAAUAUAGAACCCUUUCCCCUUCCUACCUCUUCUGCUUCGUUUGCAUAGCGAAGGAAGGGGGAAAAAUGACAUUUUCAGCAAAACAUAGGCUGGACAGUCUCUCUGCUGGAGGACAUGUAAAAGUGGCAUAUGCGAGAAUGUUCAGAGAACUUAAUUGUAUAAAAUACUAUUCUUAUUCUCUAGAGCAGGUGUCCCCAAACCUGGCCCUCCAGAUGUUUUGGGACUAGAAUCCCCAUCAUCCCUGACCACAGCUCCUGCUAGCUAGGGAUCAUGGGAGUUGUAGUCCCAAAACAUCUGGAGGUAUGGGUUUGGGGAUGCCUGCUCUUGACAGUAUGGGAAGAAAAUCAGUGUUGUGGGCAGAAAACUUCCAUUUCCCAGUUAAGCUAUAGUAGGAAGCUGUAAGGCUAUGUUGCCUCUUUGAGCUCCUCAAGACUCAGGUUUGUGGUGCUGCUGCAAAGAUGCCAAAUCACACAGGUGGGGUAGGAACAAAACCAUAUGCAAAGGCCAAGAUGAGAAUUAGCUUACUGCAAUUCUACCAUGAAGUAAGUUCCGUUUAAGGGAGUUACCUCCCAGUAAAAAUAAUUAGAUCAGGAUGCUAUUUGAAAUCCCUGGUUCUUUAGCUUUACCGUCCAAAUAUUUUUUGAUUUUUUCCAUUCAGAUGACUUCUCAACAUUUCCAUUUGCCUCAUUUUUUUUUAAUGCCAGUAAUCCUGCAUUGCGUUAAUAUUACCUUAUUAACGUCGUGGAAAAUGUUGCAUAAUUAUAAUUUGAACGUUAAGGUCAACGCCAGCCUAGAUGCCUGUGUGCCACUGAAACUAACAGCUGUGCAUUUAGCUUCUCCUUUGCUCUCUGUAGCCUCUUGUAUAACUUGUGUCAUGACAUUGUGGGCUGCAUUUUCCUCUCUCCAUUCUAAAUCACUGAAUGGUGAUUGGAAGGAAAUUGAGAAUCCCGUGAUAUCAGAACACAAGGCGUGUUAUACUCCCCGUUACAGAGGGGUGGGGAACCUAAAUAUUUGGCUGCUCUAUUGUGAGAAAUGUUUAGUGGAAUGCAUCAGCUGGUCCUAAGUAACAGCACUGCUUUGUACUUAGAACUCAAAUAUUUCAAGCAAAGUCCAACAAAUUGCCUAUAUUAUUACUGUCUUAAUUGUUGUAGCUACAAACCUGCAUUAAUAUGUUAUAUUAAAAAGUGCACAAACUCUUUGCACUAAAAACAACUGGUUUUGCAUGUAGUAUUUUCCAUUCAUAAAAAAAAAAUUACUCGCGAAAGUAUAGUGUUUAUCUAUCCUAAAUCUCUUGCGGAUCUUAAUGUACUGCAUCUUAAUGUGCUGCUUUUGCAACAUGUGUUUAAAAUCUCAGUGCACCUUUUGCACAUAGUGUGUGUUCUCCAAUAAACUGAGAUUGGAGAAAUUCAGAACUCACCAAGCCUUCCCCCCAACUGAUUUACAUUGUGCCUCAAAACUUACAUAAUGGUUUGAAAAUGACUCUGCAUGAUGUAAAUAUGGAGUAAUGAAAAAUACCUACAUGUCUCAGAGCAUGCUUAGGAACAUCAGGGCAAGUAAUAACUAUUUUGUUCCUUGAAAGAAAAACUUUGCCUAACUCAGGUUGUAUAUUUUAUUAAGUAGCAGAAUGAAAUAGUGGGAUGCCUUUUUUGUGAACUCCUGCCUUUUUAAAAAAGUACUUAACUGUUCAGCACAUGAAUUUUCUUGUUGAUCAUUCUAUCUUGUCUUCCCUUGUUCUAGCAUUGCACUGAAAUCCCCAGUAUGGCAUUCUUCAGCUUAAAAGUUCUCAAGGAUAAAUUGAGUGUGUGUGGAACAAAAAUCGUGCAGUUAUUGCUCCUUGCUUUGUCUAGCUAGCCUAACUAUAGGCCUGGUUUUUGUCAUAUACGUUACAAUAUAGCUGAUGAGUUGUUAAAUGUGUGCUUGGGUGUACCACUUCAGACUGCAUUUACGGAGCUCAUAGGACUGUUGUAUUCUACCACCCCAGAAACACCCCUUUGGAGAGGGUGCCUGCCAGGGAGAUUGGUCCUAGCUUUGCCUUUUUCCAGCUGUGCUAAUCUUCCACACAAGAAUCCUUUCUUUUCUUUAAAGGAAGCAAUCUAUCUAUGAGCCCCUCACCUGCUGCCUAAAGCGGUACAUAUUUGCUUGCCUUUGUCUUCUGUUUGAGAACCAGGCCCUGGUUACAGAUGUUGGAAGAAACACACAAGAGCUCAGAGAAUGGACUGUAUGUAAAAGAUAACCAAUGCUAAAUAAAUUGAUUUUAUGAAAAGGUUUUGUUUUCUGGUCUAAUCUGUUUAGGUGCUUCUGUAGCUAGAGUCAAGGAUGGGUAUAGCCAGUAGAUUCGUUCUUAGGUUUUCUUCCCAGUUUCAGGGGCCAUGGAAGGAGAAGGGAAAAGAUGCCUUGUGUUAGCAUAAAUCAUUGCACAGGCUUCUAGUAGCAUGACCUUGCUAAAACAGGCUAGUCUUGAGGUCAGUGGUAUAAGCAGCAGGGAGCAAACAGAAACCUGGGCGAAGUAUUGAGCAAAAUUAAAGGUAAAACCCUGGAGGGGAUGGGUUGGCACAGGACUCAUCAGCAUGCCUCUUAAUGCAAGAGAGGCUUUAGUGAGUGGACAUUACAUAUUAAAAACAGAUUAAAUAUUUCUACCUGGAAAAAAUAAAAGCCGAUGCUUAUUCCCUUAAUGUUACACAAUGCAGCAUGUCAAACUAACAAGAAGUAUGGAUUGUUACCUCAUUUCCACCCUUCGUCAUUUAUUUGAAAGUUAUUGCACAUGUACCAGUACUAAUGGCAAAGUCUAAGCAACAGUAAUAAAACUUAUCUAGUUACAUUUAUCCAUUAAAAGACAAUUUGACCUUGUCCCCUGGAAAAAUAUACAAAGUUAUAAUCUGUAUUUCUAUGCUCCUUCUGAAUGUUCAGAACACAUUACCAGUUCAGAAUUCAUAUAGAGAAAUGUAUGAACAAACUGAGGUUGUGGCAGACAGUGAUGCUUCUGCAUAAUAAAAUGGUUUUGGUCCAUAUCAGUAUUCAUUAUACCCCACAUUAUAAAAAUAAGUGUUAGUUUUUGUAUAAAAAGUAGAAGUGUUGCAUUUCUCUUUUUUCCCCUGUAACCCCAAUUGCACAGUAGAAACCAACCAAUGCCUAAAUUUUAAUACUGUUACAGGUAUUUAAUAUUAUACAUAUUGGGGGCAGCAGAUAAGGGGGAAAAAUAAGUACCUCAAAGCAACCAUGAGCCUCUGCUGCAGCCAGCUUCUCUUAACAUUGUUGUAUGAAAGUUAAAAUAAACAUUUGCAAUUAGUUACAAGUAUAUGCAUUAUAAAAUAUUUGCAAGGUGGCAGUUUAAGUAUAUACACUGUACAUUGUCACUAGCCAGCCUUAAGAGCAAUAAGGUGGUUCUAUUUACAUAAAACUAGUCUUGAGAGAGAAAAUGUACAAGUGAAAUAAAUAAGAACCUUCCGUUAUUUGUUUAAAAUCUGCUUAGGAUACAUCUGAAUAGGUCCGGAAACAAAACGAUGUCCCUAGCAACUGUUUCUACUGCCGUGGAAGAGUUCAGUGAAGGUCUUGUUGCAUCCUGAUGGAAGUGCAACUAUGCUUCAAUUUUCCUGGAAUUAAAGGUCAAAGCAUGCAAGACAGAGAGGGCUCGGCUCCCCUUCACUGCAAUACAAGCACCAGAAGCAUGAACAGAAUAUACAGGAAUAUUCACAAAACAUACAAUGUAUUUUACAAUUAUUUAAUAUAAAAAGUCUAGUGAUAUCAAACAGCAUAAUCUAUAAAACAGACAGAGCCUAGCUCCAUCAAGCCAUCGUUUCCGGCAAUCAAGCUAAGCAGAACGUACGAAGUUGUUAUCCUAGUUAGCUUCAUUGUUGAUUUUUUAAAAGUUUG
Podarcis lilfordi (Lilford's wall lizard) is the source of this 41781-nucleotide messenger RNA. Lineage: Eukaryota; Metazoa; Chordata; Lepidosauria; Squamata; Lacertidae. The record is from the annotation of a GenBank genome assembly.